CGUCAAAUCAAACAGAGGUGACAGCGUACGAAGUUGAGGUUAAGAAGCGAAAAAAUAUAUAAAUCAAAAUCAGAAAUGUUCGGUAAAUAGAGAUCGAUGGGCAGUUAAUCGUUGAUAAAUCACAAUGUCAAAUUUCGAAGUUGAACCGGGAGCUUCAACUGAAACCGUCCUCGAAACUGAUGGUUUAGAAAAUUUCGAUAAGUUGAAUUCGAGUUUAGAGGAAAUUAUAAGCGGUAACCAGGCAUCGAUUAGCGAAGAAUCGCAAAUAGUUAACGAAAACUAUAAUGAAAACAGCUUAAACACGGACAUAGCUAGCGAUUCGGAAGAGGAAGAAGAUACGCAAAAUUGGGUUUCCAAAAAGAAGCAUAUAUUUGUUUUGAGUGCUGCGGGAAAGCCGAUCUAUUCGAGAUAUGGAAAUGAAGAUAAGCUCGCAUGGCUAUUUGGAGUUAUGCAAACCCUGGUCAGCUUCAUACAGUCGAAUGGUGAUAACAUAAAAAGCAUACACGCCGGUGAUACAAAUUUUAUUUUCCUAACAAGGAAACCUUUGAUCUUGGUAGCUGUUUCCAAAACCGGGGAAACUACGACCCAGUUAACAACCCAACUAAACUAUGUAUUUAAUCAAAUAACCAGCAUGUUAACAUUGACGAGGCUCACCAAAAUAUACGAGCAAAGGCAAAAUUACGACCUCAGACGACUGUUGACAGGAGUCGAAAGGUUGAUACACCAUAUACUCAAUUUUUCCGAGAUCGAGCCCGAAUUUACGUUGGGCGCGGUUCAGUGCCUCCCUUUGGCCAGCUCGGUCAGGGACUCCAUUAGUUCCGCCAUAAUUAACGCCUGCAAUAAGAUAAAGAAUUUGGUAUUUGCGAUACUCCUAGCCAAUAACAGAUUAAUAACAAUGGUCCGCUUAAAAAAAUAUUGCCUUCACCCGGCCGACCUCCACUUGGUGUUUAACCUGGUGCAGGCGUCGGAGAGCCUCAAACAUUCGGAGAAUUGGGCCCCUUUAUGUCUGCCCCGGUUCGACGCCAGUGGGUUUCUGUACGCACACGUGUCGUACUUGGCAGAAGAUUGCCAAGCCUGUCUUCUCCUUUUAACGGUAGAAAAGGACGUGUUUUUUACCCUCAGGGAAGCAAAGCAAAAGAUAGUGGAAAAACUGAGGAGGGGCAAUUGUUUGGAAGCCAUCAACGAAUCGCUGGCCAGUGCGGAGGAGACCCCAGCUUCCGCUGGGUUUCCGGAAUUGAGGCAUUAUUUGUAUAAGUGUAAAUCGACGGCUCAGUUUUAUCAGCCUUCGAUAGGGCCGCCCUACUCGAAAGACCCGGUCAAGUUGAUGGAACUUUACAAGAGGGCCCAUUGCAAAAUCCACCAUCCCACGAGGCCUCUGAAACUCGUCUUCGACAGAUCGUCGUCGGAGGCCGUUUUGUCUUGGGAUACGAAAGGUUUCGAGUUGUACAUGGUUUUCGAACCGUUGAUCCAAACUGACUGCGCCAUCAACUUGGUCGGUAGGUUGUUAAACUGGAUCAAAAAACGGGAAGAUAGAUUGUUCCAUCUGAACGCUCCCACUUUUUGAUAAGGAAAAUAUAUUUCAAAUCCGUUAAGUUUCCAAAAACCCAUUUUAUUUAGCUGAAACCGAAUAUAUAAAAAAAUAUUAUUUUUGCCUUUCAGAUUUUAGAAUAACCUUAAUCAGUUACAUUAACAAUAAAACUAACCAAGAAUUGAGAGAAAACAUUGUUUUCUACAAAAGCGCUGAAAUGGCACAUAAAUAAAAUAUAGGUUUUAUUUAAUUAGGCAAUUUUUUUAGGAAUAAGUAGAAUUUCUGAAAAAUCAGGCAGAAUUUCAGACAUAAGUCAUAAUAUUUGAAAAACAAGUCAUAAUUCUGACAUAAACUAGAAUUUUUGAUAAAUAAGUCAAAAUUUCUGAAAAAAAGUAAGAA
Cylas formicarius (sweet potato weevil) is the source of this 1927-nucleotide messenger RNA. It is a transcript of the gene Mon1, whose product is annotated as vacuolar fusion protein MON1 homolog A. The transcript is spliced from 3 exons. The record is from RefSeq and is a predicted model, not a curated record. Lineage: Eukaryota; Metazoa; Arthropoda; Insecta; Coleoptera; Brentidae. The coding region runs from base 125 to 1564 and encodes 479 amino acids. Gene Ontology annotation, biological process: protein targeting to vacuole; endosome to lysosome transport via multivesicular body sorting pathway.